UUUUCCUUGUCCGGAUCAAAGGUCUAUAUGGAUACAAGGUGUCAUAGUUUGCGUAGAUUGUAAAACCCAUAAAGGCAAACGUGUCAAUGUUUUAGUUUAAGCCACUUUAGACCAAAAGAUUGACUUAACUUUACAUUUUCAUUUGACAAGUCAUUGUUUUCCUCAGGCCACGGGGACCAUCUUUUACUACCUUACCACCAGGUGAGUGACAAGGUUAUUAUCACCUGCGGAGCCCCGUGGUCCUGAGGUGCACGGCUGCAUGGCUGCAGGGAUUCCUGUCAUAUAUUUUUUCAGGUUUCUCACUUUCUGAAUUGCAAUUUUCCUUCCUGCUGCAGGUUUAUAAAGUGGAGCUCAGGUCCCAGUGCAAGAAUAAACAUCAUCCUCUGGAAGCAGGAAUGACUGUAUGUUGCUCCAAGCGAGAGGGAGAGAGAGAAGACGGCACUGAGCAGCUUCUAGACGCUGAUGAGAGAGAACAGGAGGACGUGAAGAAGGAGGAAGAUAAAGUGUGACACACAUAAAGAAGUGAGGGUAACGCAAGGCAGGAGGUGAAGACUGAAGGAGAGAGUGUAAUGAUGGCUGAGGCACCUCAGCAGCCGCAGCCGCAGCAGCAGCAUCAGGAAGAGGAGGAGGAGGAGCAGCAGCAGCGGGAGGAGGAGGAGAAGGAGCAGGAAGAAGAGGAAGAGGAGGAGGAGGAGCAGGAGCAGGCGAGUCCCGUGGAGGCGACGGAGCCCAGCGAAGGGGCAGAGGAACCCAAGGAACGAGUCCAGAUGCCCCCGACCCGACCUCUGCUGUCCAUGAGGUCCAUGAGCAGCGUGGACCCCGAGGACAACUCCCCCAACAUGAUAGUCUACAGAAAGAUUGAAGACAUUGUCACUCAAAUCCAGGAUGAGACGGACGGUGUCCCGAUCAGAACUGUCAAGAGCUUCAUGACCAAAAUCCCCAGUGUUGUCACAGGUGCAGAUAUUGUUCAGUGGCUGAUGAAGAACCUGUGCAUGGAAGAUCCAGCCGAGGCCAUGCACAUCGGGAGCCUCAUCGCAGCCCAGGGGUAUUUCUUCCCAAUCUCCGACCACGUUCUCGCUCUGAAAGACGAUGGCACUUUCUACCGAUUUCAGGCACCGUAUUUCUGGCCGUCCAACUGUUGGGAGCCUGAAAACACAGAUUAUGCCAUCUAUCUGUGCAAGCGGACCAUGCAGAAUAAGACCCGGCUGGAGCUGGCAGAUUAUGAGGCGGAGAACCUGGCCAGGCUGCAGAGAGCCUUCGCCAGGAAGUGGGAGUUUAUCUACAUGCAGGCUGAGGCCCAGGUCAAGAUUGACAGGAAAAAGGAUAAAACCGAGAGGAAGAUCCUUGACAGCCAGGAGAGAGCCUUCUGGGAUGUCCACAGACCGGUGCCAGGAUGUGUUAACACCACAGAGAUGGACAUCAGAAAAUGUCGACGCAUGAAGAACCCACACAGAGUUAAGAAGUCGGUGUACGGUUUGGCCGAGGAGGGAUCGCAGUGUCAGAGUCCCGUACACACUCCCUCACACCUCUGCAGAAAAGGCACCAAGGAGGACGUCGAAAAAGAGAUCUUAUUCCUGAACACCCAGCUCGACCGUCACUGUAUGAAGAUGUCAAAGGUCGCCGACAGUCUGAUAAUGUACACUGAGCAGUACAUGGAGUAUGACCCACUCGUGACGGCCCUGGAACCGGCCAACCCCUGGGCCAGCGACGAUCCGUCCUUCUGGGAUCUGGAGGCGAGUAAGGAGCCCAGUCAGCCGAGGGUGAAGAAGUGGGGCUUCUCUCUGGAGGAGGCGCUGAAGGACCCGGCCGGACAGGAGCUCUUCCUCAAGUUCCUGGAGUCGGAGUUCAGCUCGGAAAACCUGCGGUUCUGGCUGGCGGUGCAGGACCUGAAGAGGAUGCCCCAGCAGGAGGUGGCACAGAGGGCGCAGGACAUCUGGACCGAGUUCCUGGCCGAGGGAGCGCCCAGCUCCAUCAACCUGGACUCGCACAGCUACGAACGCACCAGCCAGAACCUGAAGGACCCCGGACGCUACAGCUACGAGGACGCACAGGACCACAUCUACAAGCUGAUGAAAAGUGACAGCUACACUCGCUUCUUGCGCUCCAACGUGUACCAGGACCUGCUGAUGGCAAAGAAGAAACCGGACACGGAGCAGGGGCGACGCACCUCCCUGGAGAAGUUCACUCGCAGUGUGGGCAAGUCGCUGACGGGCAAACGGCUGACGGGCCUCAUGCAGUCCUCCUGACAAGGCCCGGAUGAAGAGUAGGAGGAACCGUACGCGGAAGAGCCGCUUACACCUGGGCGGCGGGCGGGAUAGUGCCCCGGGGUGCUUGGGCGUGGCCGUGGGAGGCGGGUGAGGGGCCCGGAAACGGGGCCAGACCGCCGGACUGCGACGCCACCACCUCAGAUUUGAGCGAGGGAGGACCGACAGCAUGCAAUAAGUCACCAGACCUGACACCAGGACGGUGCUGUCACAGCGUUGGGGACGAACGAUGCUACUCUAAAAGCCUGCGCCCUCACCCCGGGCUCCGCCGUUUCUCUCUAUCUACUAUCUACACUCAUGUUAAUACGGUGGCUGAGGAAGUCGUCACUUUACUUUCAGCGAUGUAAACAUGGAAUGCUUGAAUGCCUUGACGCACGUCAACAAGAGACUCGCGUUAACGCUGUAGCUAGUUUGUCUUAUCUCACACCAUUCACCGCAGGAUGAUAUGAGGGGAAGGAGGGAUGGAGAAGGUCACAGUCUCUUCACCAGGGAGAAGUGCGCCGACUGCUGGGCAAACGAGCUUUAGGAUCAAUCCACUCACGUGGGAUGACACAAGAUUAAUAAACCUCUGGGUGUCCAGUGCUGAUGUAGGUUCUCACAUCGUGUGGUCACAUUUCAUACAACAAGGCAAUGGGAGAUGGCAGAGUUCACCUGCGUUCACGAAACGCUGCAUACGGAAAUUGCAUAAUUUUUCAUGAUGUCAUUAACAAGUUCGCUACAGAUUUGAUUUUAUGAACCCGUACGGGCUAUUGAAUGAGGACCUCUGAGAAAAACUUGAACAAAUUUCUGAAUGCAAUGCAAUCAGGACCAAUUAUUGGUACUGUGACCUUGACCUUUAAAGGUCAAAUGAGGAUGCGACCAAGUUUAAAGCCCGUUCAACAAGCGCUCCAACGCCACAGGUCCCGUCUCGAUACGAACAUUAGUGCUUAAAUAUGUAAGAUAAUAUAUUUCGGGGGGAAUUUGGCCCUGGUGAUCUUGACCCUUUGACCUUGGUGACCGAAAAAUGGACUUGCAUGCAGACAAUAUCCAUAUGUACCCCUAUAUCAAGUUUCACAAAGAUCCGUCCACCCAGUCACGAGUUAUAGUUGAUAUCGACCCCUGCGGAAACACAGACACGCCCCCAAAAUAUAAUACACUCAUCCUUCUGGGGUGAGGUAAUAAUCAUAUCACUAAUGUUUGAUUUUAUUCAUUAUUCUAGACUGACUCAAACUACAGACGAGCACUUUCCCCUCUAGUUUCCCAGCUGCAUUGAAAAGACAGAGGUUUAAUCUUGUCGUCAUCAAAGUGAAGAGCAGGUUGAUGAUUCUACAAAAGCCCAACAACCAAAAAAACAAAAAAAAAAACAGUUAGGAAGUUGGUGUGAAAUUCGUCUUUAUUCGAUCUUCUAAACAUUCCACUUCAGGCUGUCGCCGCAAGGUUUUGUGGUCUGAACUCCUCCUCACCAUUCUUCACCUUGUGUAAAGAGGACCGUGACAAUAAAAGAGGAAUGCACAAUAAA
Molecule: messenger RNA, 3762 nt
Organism: Scophthalmus maximus (turbot)
Lineage: Eukaryota; Metazoa; Chordata; Actinopteri; Pleuronectiformes; Scophthalmidae
Gene: rgs6
Product: regulator of G protein signaling 6
Exons: 19
Coding region: 570-2246 (558 amino acids)
Biological process (GO): regulation of G protein-coupled receptor signaling pathway; G protein-coupled receptor signaling pathway; intracellular signal transduction
Source: RefSeq, a predicted model, not a curated record